AAAGUGUAACACCUUUAACUAAAAGCAUGACGAAAGAUACCUCAAAUUUCUGUUCUGGAAGAAUGAUGACAAGAAAUCUUUAGUUCAGAGUAAUAUAAUACGAGUACUAUUUUGUCAAGCUGUUAUUCUGUCUUUUCAUUUUCAUAACAAGUGUUGGCAAUGGCGUUGGAGGUCGCAGAUUCUUGGCAAAACAACCCGAUACUAAUGCCUCAAGAGAGUGGUUCGAAGCCAACAAAUGCGGUGUUGUUUUUAGCAAUAUCGUUGCUUUUGGGAGUGGCGUCAAGGCAUCUACUUAAAGGAACUCGAGUUCCUUACACGGCUGCUUUACUUAUUCUUGGCAUUGCCAUGGGAUCGUUAGAAUAUGGAACACGCCAUUGCUUAGGAAAGGUUGGUGAUGGAAUCCGAAUCUGGGCAAAUAUUGAUCCCGAUCUUCUUUUAGCUGUUUUUCUUCCUGCUCUUCUUUUUGAAAGUUCGUUUUCUAUGGAGGUGCAUCAAAUCAAGAAAUGCAUGGCACAAAUGGUUCUUCUUGCUGGGCCGGGGGUUCUAAUAUCUACAUUCUUUCUUGGCUCAGUCCUAAAGCUAAUGUUUCCAUAUAAUUGGAGCUGGAAUACCUCAUUGCUUCUUGGAGGACUUUUAGGGGCCACUGACCCUGUUGCCGUGGUUGCAUUUUUAAAAGAGCUCGGUGCAAGCAAAAAACUAAGUACUAUUAUUGAAGGAGAAUCAUUGAUGAAUGAUGGUGUGGCAAUUGUUGUCUAUACACUUUUUUUCCGGAUGGUAACUGGAUCAAACUUCAGCUGGUGGAUAGUUGCCAAGUUCUUAGCAGCUACUAUUGGAGCUGUAGGAUUGGGUAUUGCGUUUGGUUUGGCGUCUUAUUUGUGGCUUGGAUUUAUUUAUGAUGAUCCAGUGAUAGAAGUUACAUUGACUUUUGCUGUAAGCUACCUUGUGUAUUUUGUGGCUCAAGAAGUUGCUGACGUGUCUGGGGUGUUAACAGUAAUGACGUUGGGAAUGUUCUAUGCCUCAUUUGGUAGAACUCUUUUUAAAGGUGGAGGACAACAAAGCUUGCAUCAAUUCUGGGAAAUGGUGGCAUAUAUCGCUAACACACUUAUCUUUAUCUUAAGUGGAGUAGUUAUAGCUGAAGGUAUUCUUGGAAGUGAAAGCGUCCUUACUAACCAACAAAAUUCUUGGGGCUACCUCAUACUCCUCUACAUUUUGGUACAAAUCUCACGGGUUGUAGUAGUUGGAUCACUGUAUCCCUUUAUAUGUUAUUUUGGUUAUGGCUUAGAUUGGAAAGAAGCUAUUGUUCUUGUAUGGUCGGGUUUGCGAGGUGCAGUGGCAUUAUCUCUUUCUCUCUCAGUUAAGCAAUCUAGUGACACCUCAGCAUACAUCAAUCGCAAAACUGGAACUUUGUUCGUGUUCUUCACUGGCGGAAUUGUGUUUCUAACAAUUGUUAUAAAUGGAUCGACUACUCAGUUUGUUUUGCGAAUGCUAGAAAUGGAUAAUCUAUUACCAGCUAAGAUGAGAAUACUAAAGUACACCAAGUAUCAGAUGAGGAGAAAAUCACUGAAGGCUUUUAGUGACAUUGUAGACGAUGAGGAAUUAGGACCUACUGAUUGGCCUACUGUCGAGAAACAUAUCAAGUGUUUGCAUGAUGCAGAGGGAGAGCAUAUCCAACUUCAUACUCCAUCAGAGAAUGAUAAUAAUGUGGAGCACAUCUGUCUAUCUGAUAUACGUAUGCGGUUUUUAAAUGGUCUGCAAGCUGCUUAUUGGCGGAUGCUUGUAGAAGGCAACAUCAAUCAAUCUACAGCAAAAAUUCUAAUGCAAUCUGUGGAUGAGGCCCUUGACUUGGUUUCGUAUAAACCACUAUGUGAUUGGAAUGGAUUGAAAGCUAAUGUUGAUUUCCCUAAUUAUUAUAACCUUUUGCAAACCAGUUGGUUACCCCAUAAGCUUGAAGUUUACGUAACAGUCAAAAGGUUGGAAUCUGCCUGUUACAUAUCUGCUGCCUUUCUCCGCGCCCAUAGGAUUGCACAAAAGCAACUACAUGACUUCAGCGGUGAUAGUGAAAUUGCUUCAGAAAUCAUUAGUGAGAGUGAACUAGAAGUAGAGGAAGCAAAAAAAUUCCUGGAUGAUGUCCGUCUUGCUUUUCCGCAGGUUCUGCAUGUUUUGAAAACAAGGCAAGUGGCAUGUUCAGUGCUUAUUCAUCUAUUUGAAUAUGGUGAAGAUCUUGAGAAGGUUGGAUUAUUGAGUAGGAUGGAACUAGUUUAUCUUCGUAAUGCUAUCAAGACAGACACGAAGAGACUUCUGCAAAAUCCUCCUUUAGCUGUCAUUCCCGAAGCACAUCAACUGGUCAGUGCCAAUCCUUUGUUGGGAAGCCUUCCAUCAGCCGUGCACGAACAACUUGUAAGGUCCACCAAAGAGAUAAUGAGACUGCGUGGUGUUGCCCUUUAUACAGAGGGGGCGAAGUCUAAUGGAAUUUGGCUGAUUUCUAAUGGUGUGGUGAAGUGGGGAAGUAAGAUAACAGGAAGCAUGCACUCCUUGCAUUCAACAUUUACACAUGGAAGUACUUUGGGUCUUUAUGAGGUUUUGACUGGAAAGCCUUACAUAUGUGACAUUGUUACUGAUUCUUUGGUGCUUGGAUUCUUCAUUGAUGCCGAAAAGCUACUGUCGUUACUUGGAACUAAUCAUGAAGCUGUAGAUGUUUUAUGGCAGGAAAGCUCAAUCACGCUCUCAAAACUGUUGCUUCCUCAAAUCUUUGAGAAAAUGACGAUGCUUGAUCUAAGGACUCUAGUGGCAGAAACAUCAACUGUGAGCACAAAUAUUGCUGGUACAAGUUUUGAACUUCCUAAAAAUGUUAUUGGCUUAUUAUUAGAAGGAUCCAUCAGAAGCCAGGGUGCUUUAGAACUUCUUACUGCUCCAGCUGCAUUAUUCCCUACAUAUGAAGACCGUAGUGGCCAAGUGCCAGAAAUAGCAGCUUCCUACAUGGUUGAGACAAGGGCAAGGAUGAUCACGUUCGAUAUUGCAGGAUUUGAAGCCAGUAGAAAAGCUCAUGGGUUGACAUCUUCAUUACUAUCAUAUAGGGGAUAUCACCCUCCAAGAAGUCCACUAGGAGAAAGUUCUCCUCUAAUGAGUGGGCCAGACGACCAUAUUGUCUAGGCAACAUCGAACAACAAAUCAGAUUGAUCAACAUUGGAAAUACUCUUUUGCGCAAGAAAUGCAACUACAACAUGUGUUAAAAUUUUGACACUUAGGUCACUUGCAACAAGUUAAAAGUCGCCCAAGGUGUACUUUUUUUUUAACAACAUGAAGCAUUCCAAAGUUAUUAGCGAUACAAUACAGUUUUGUUUCACAUCUAUGGUUGAUUUCAUAUCUUUGUAAUAUCUGCUUUUUUAAUGAAAUGAAGUCAUCCAACAAUCCAGUUAA
Molecule: messenger RNA, 3417 nt
Organism: Erigeron canadensis
Lineage: Eukaryota; Viridiplantae; Streptophyta; Magnoliopsida; Asterales; Asteraceae
Product: sodium/hydrogen exchanger 8-like
Exons: 23
Coding region: 160-3150 (996 amino acids)
Biological process (GO): proton transmembrane transport
Cellular component (GO): chloroplast envelope; membrane
Molecular function (GO): sodium:proton antiporter activity
Source: RefSeq, a predicted model, not a curated record